CUGCAUUCCCGUCCGCAAUCGCCAGCGCAAAAGAUCGCAUAUGAAGGGGACAAUUUAAUUUUCCCACAAUCAAUCGAGUUGGCUGAGCUUUCAUCGACGUCACGCGCCCAAGUGCUUCGUCAGCCUGAAUACCACCAGACCCUUUUGACUGCGAAUGCUUCCGGUCUGGUGGCUUUGAGAGAAAUUCUGCAUUCAGCUCCACUUCGCGUCGACAUGAGGGCUAGAUUUGGGCGUUUCGUUCUGGCCGGCAUUUGGAUCAAUUCUCCUUGCGAUCUGUCCUGUUGUCCUUUUGAGCCUCCUCUCUUGACUUCGUCCACGGCUCUGCUGGUGCUUUUUGGCUCCAGUUUCCUCUACUUGCCUGGCGACCUGCAGCCUCGCCAGGCUCGCCAGCGGCGCACAUUGGUCCGGUCGAUAAGCGAGUUCGAGUCCCAGUCAAGGCAGCCCGACCAGCGGCCCCAGCCUGUUUUUUCCCGCCUGUAUUGUUCUCAGGUCACACUCGCCAGCUCGCCAACUCGCCUGGUCGGACCGGUCGGACCGGUCGGCCACAGCUGA
Molecule: messenger RNA, 552 nt
Organism: Protopolystoma xenopodis
Lineage: Eukaryota; Metazoa; Platyhelminthes; Monogenea; Polystomatidea; Polystomatidae
Source: the annotation of a GenBank genome assembly